This is a messenger RNA of Opisthocomus hoazin, 3066 nucleotides long. The record is from RefSeq and is a predicted model, not a curated record. Lineage: Eukaryota; Metazoa; Chordata; Aves; Opisthocomiformes; Opisthocomidae.
CCAGGGCUGUCACAGGAGGCGGUGGAGCCCUGAGCCAAGCUGGGUGGGAAGAUGGCUGAGAAGCUGGUUCCCGGGGACCUGUUCCUGAGGAAGACCCGGGAAUCGGUGUCAUCUCUGGACUCGGACAAGCUGGCACCCAUCUCACCCGAGGCGGGUGGCGAGGAGUCGUCCGACAGCGAGGGCGAGCAGGACGACAGUUCUCACAAGCUCAUCCGGAAGGUGUCCACCUCGGGGCAGAUGAGGAGCAAGAAGAGUGUGAAGGAGGGGCUGUUGCUGAAGCAGACGAGCUCCUUCCAGAGGUGGAAGAGGCGAUACUUCAAGCUGCGAGGCAGGACGCUCUAUUAUGCCAAGGAUGCCAAGUCCCUGAUCUUUGAUGAGGUGGACCUGUCCGAUGCCAGUGUGGCAGAGACCAGCACCAAGAACAUCAACAACAGUUUCACGGUGAUCACGCCAUUCCGGAAGCUCAUCCUAUGUGCGGAGAACCGGAAGGAGAUGGAGGACUGGAUCAGCGCCCUGAAAUCUGUCCAGAAGUGGGAGAUCCACGAGGCCACACAGUUCAACAUGGAGCACUUCUCGGGCAUGCACAACUGGUACGCCUGCUCCCACGCCCGCCCCACCUUCUGCAACGUGUGCCGCGAAGCCCUCCCGGGAGUCACCUCCCACGGCCUCUCCUGCGAAGUCUGUAAGUUCAAGGCACAUAAGCGCUGCGCUGUCAGAGCCACCAACAACUGCAAGUGGACGACCCUGGCCUCCAUCGGCACAGAAAUCAUCGAGGAUGAGGAUGGGGUUCACAGCGCCUGCAAGGAGCUCUUGGGCAGGAGGUGCCCCCUGGGCCAGUACAAAGUGUCCAUCAUCCCGCCAACCGCCUUGAACAGCAUUGAUUCAGACGGUUUCUGGAAGGCCACCUGCCCCUCAACCUGCUCCAGCCCUCUCCUGGCCUUUGUCAACUCCAAGAGUGGGGACAACCAGGGCGUCAAAUUUCUGCGCAAGUUCAAGCAGUUCCUCAACCCGGCCCAAGUCUUCGACCUCAUGAACGGGGGCCCGCACCUGGGUUUGCUGGCUGGGUCCCCGCUGGGCUGUUGGCACGGCGAGGACCUCCCUGCCCUGAAGGAGGAGGAGAACGGGGACUCCAACAUCCAGUGCCAGCUGGGUGUCCUGCCUCUGGGGACCGGCAAUGACCUGGCACGGGUGCUGGGCUGGGGCAGCCUGUGCGACGAUGACACCCAGCUGCUGCAGAUCCUGGAGAAGCUGGAAAGGGCCACCACCAAGAUGCUGGACCGGUUCCUCUGCGGCACCGUCAACGACUUUGUGGCCGAAGUCGGCCGGGCUUACAAGAAGGCAACAGAGAACAAGCAGGAGGCCGAGCUGAUGGCGCGGAAGUGCGCCAUGCUGAACGAGAAGCUGGACUCACUGGUGCGGGAGCUGAAUGAGGAGGCUCAGGCCAUCGUGAUCCCUGAGGGAAUGGUGCAGGCCACCCCUGCCGACACCAAGGACCGGGAGAAGGGUGGCAGCGUCAACCCCAGCCCUGUGCCUCGCAUCUUCAAAUCCAAGGAGCAGCUCAUGCUGCGGGCAAACAGCCUGAAGAAAGCCCUGCGGCAAAUCAUUGAGCAGGCAGAGAAAGCUGUGGAUGAGCAGAACAAGCAGACCCAAGCCUACCAGGGCAGCAUGGGCCCCAGCAAGAAGGACAGCUCAGAGGAGCUCAACAAGGAAGAGGAGAGGCUCAGCUCCCGGCGGGAGACGGUGACCUCCGCGUCUUCCUCCAUCAUCCUGGACCGGCCAGACACCUUUGGUAGCUUGCAGUUUCCCGAAGACCCCAGUGCCCUCCACUUCUUGGAGAAAUGCGUCAUGAAUAACUACUUUGGCAUCGGCCUGGAUGCGAAAAUCUCCCUGGAGUUCAACAACAAACGGGAUGAGCACCCCAAGAAGUGCAGGCACAGGAGGGCUUGGUGGGAUUUACCCGCUCUGCACCUGGACAGAGGAGACAUUGCUGUGCCGUGCGACGGGGUGCCCAUCUCGCUGCCCAGCCUGCAGGGCAUUGCUGUCCUCAACAUCCCCAGCUAUGCUGGGGGCAUCAACUUCUGGGGAGGCACCAAGGAGGACAAUAACUUUGGGGCUCCAUCCUUUGAUGACAAGAAGCUGGAAGUGGUGGCUGUCUUUGGCAGCAUCCAGAUGGCUGUGUCACGGGUCAUCAACCUCCAGCACCAUCGCAUUGCUCAGUGCCGCGUGGUGAAGAUCACCAUCCGAGGGGACGAGGGUGUCCCUGUACAGGUUGAUGGAGAAGCCUGGAUCCAGCCGCCCGGCAUCAUCAAGAUCCAGCACAAGAACCGAGCCCAGAUGCUGACAAGGGAUCGGGCAUUUGAAAGCACCCUCAAGUCCUGGGAGGACAAGCAAAAGGGGGAGAGCUACCGAGCGGCUGCCCGGCCACGGCUCAGUUCCCAGCAGUCCAUGGAGUACCUGACUGAGGAGGAGAGCAGCCUCUUGCAGCAGGUCUCACAGGUUGCCGAGACCCUCAUCGCCAGGAUCCACGAAGCAGCCAAGGGUCACAAAGCCGUGGAGCAGGAGCUGGCACACGCUGUCAACACCAGCUCCCUGGCGCUGAGCGAAGCCCUCUCCAACAAAGCCGCUGGCACCUCGGAGCUGGACUCGCCGCAGGAGGAGGAGGCUCUGCACGGCCCCCUGAGCGUGCUGGGCCAGGAGCUGCAGAGGCUGCUGGACAUCCACUGGCUGGGGCCCAUCGCCCACCCCAUUGAGGAGGAAAGCACUGGCGGUGCCAACAAGGGCAGCUUCAAGCUUCGCCUCAACAUCCCCAAGCCCAGGAAGGACAAGGCACAAAAGCAGAAGACGAACAGCUCACUCCCAGCGGACAAAUGGGGCUCCGAGGAGGUGGCAGCUUGGCUGGAGGGGCUUGGUUUGGGGGAGUACAGAGACAUUUUUGUCCGGCAUGACAUCCAGGGCUCUGAGUUGAUCCUGCUGGAGAGGAGAGACCUGAAGGACCUGGGGAUCAACAAAGUGGGCCACAUGAAGAGAAUCCUCCAGGCCAUUAAGGAGCUCAGCAACCCACCCUAG